This is a messenger RNA of Engraulis encrasicolus (European anchovy), 1482 nucleotides long. RefSeq lists its product as uncharacterized. Lineage: Eukaryota; Metazoa; Chordata; Actinopteri; Clupeiformes; Engraulidae. The record is from RefSeq and is a predicted model, not a curated record. The coding region runs from base 51 to 1151 and encodes 366 amino acids. The transcript is spliced from 6 exons.
AGUGAGUGAGUUAGUGAAGUGUAUAGAAUUUGCUGCCAUCUCAACUGGUCAUGGCCUUCAAGGAAAUAAAAGAGGAAGACUUUGCUGAUUUCCUCCAAGAGUAUAUACAACAAACGAGAGAGGACAAAUCAAACAGUCCACCACCCUGCAAAGAAGAGACAUGCUUCACGGAGGGAAUGAAAGUGGAAGAAGAGACUCUCUUAAUGGAACACAGUGAUCAUGGUCCGACUUCCAGCAGCAAGGCAUCACAAACAUUACAACUGACCACGUCUGAGGCGGAGAUUGAUGAAGACUUUCAAGAUUAUUACCAAGAAAGCAUGCAUAACAUGCAGGAAAAGAAUGACAACAAAGACACAAACCAAACAGUUCCUCUGCAAGGAUGCAGAUAUGGCAGCAAAACAGCUUCCAGUCCAAAGAUGGAACUCAAAAUCAUUCUGAAUGCAAUCAGCGGGUUGUCUAACAUGAUGACAAACACCAUGAGGGUAUACAUGGAGAGGAUUGACCAGAGAUUCAAUGUAUUGGAGGCCAGAUUGGAUGCUGUUGAGAAAGGCUUGGAGGGCCUGCAGUCUAAUGUCUUGCAGUCUAAAUCGACAGAAGCUGAGGAGCCCACCCUAAAGAGAAGACGUGCACAGAAUCCAAAAAUUGCGGAAGCAGUUCGCCGCCUGCACAACUCGGAGAACAACCCUUGUCGUUACAAUCCAGAACAAGGACUGCUAUCUCCUCACAAUGUGGAGACGACAAAUCACUUGAGGGAGGCCAUAUCUAACAGUCCGGACUUCAGUGAUGUAGAUGGCAACACUGUUGAGGCGGCAUGCAAGACAUAUUUUGAGAAUGUGCGGAGGAGCUACCGUUACAGCAAGCCUGAAUUUUCAUCGAAGGCAGAGGCGGCAAGGCAGUCAUCUAAAAGCCGCUCCAGGAGGAAGAGGCUUCUUGAAGCGAGGCGUACCGUCCUACGGGAUGGUGAGGGUGAAAUCUUCAAGAGCGCUACCGUCGACCUGAUGUCCGAUGAGGAGGAUGGCGUCGUCAAUGGUGUGGCUGGGUGGAUUGUUCGACCACCGCCUUCACGCAGCCAAGAGCUGAGUGAGCUGUGUGCUGUAUUGCAGGCGCGGUUGGAGGCGAAUCCGAAGUAUCACCACAGAAGAUUGAAAUAAAGUAAACCUUAGCCUUGUUGUGGUCCAUGCGGCUUUGAUCAUUCAUAGAUUUGUUCCGUCAAUAUACAGUGCAUGGUGAUGUAUUGACAAUUCAUUGGUCGUUUCUAUAGCUCUUGGAAGUGAGACAGAGCGCCUGCUGUAGGAUGACGAGGGCACAGUCAUUAGAGUGCUGCCAAAGAUCCUGCGGGCAUGAUUGGAGGCUUAUCUGAAGAACACAAGUCAUUGUGUGCGUUCCAAUAUGCGACCUUGUGUCCUCCACUUGUGCUUGGGGCCUCGUACCAGGAAGUAAUAUGUCAUGAUGACAUUACUGACAACAGCAUUGUAUUUCAGU